UGGUGGUCCUUCGAUCCAUUCGAUCCCUAUCGUCGUCGGGCGAUGCUGCGGCGGACUCCUGUUCCGGCGAUCUCUUCCUCUUCGUAUUCGUGUUUCUCCUCUUCUCUCAAUCUCCUUCUCCGAAGCCCUACUCGGUGCAGGGUUCCUCGAAGAGCCCUCUGCUGCUGCAAUCAAUCUACCGGGCCGGAAUCGCCGCCUCCGCCGGUUGUGAUCCGAGCCAACCAUGCGGGGUUGAGGCUGGAGGAAAAGGUCGAGGUCGGGUUGCAGAAGACGAGGAUUGAUUCGUGGAUUUCCUCCCGGAUUCGUGGCGUCAGCCGAGCUCGGAUCCAAUCCAGCAUCAAGUCUGGCCUCGUUUCCGUCAAUGGUCGAACCGUUAAUAAGGCUUCCCAUGUUGUUAAAGGAGGGGACAUGGUUUACUGCAUGGUUUCUAAGUUGCAGCCUUUGAGGGCUGAGCCAGAAGAUAUACCUUUGGAUAUUGUAUACGAAGAUGAGCAUGUUCUAGUCGUGAACAAACCUGCACAUAUGGUUGUUCAUCCUGCACCUGGAAAUCUGAAUGGCACAUUGGUGAAUGCCAUUCUCCACCAUUGUAGGCUUCCAACCAUGGCAUGUGUAAAAAGUAACCAAGCAUCUGAAGCUGAUGAAUAUUCCGACUCUGACAGUGAAAUCGAAGACCUUUGUACCGAGCAGUAUACAGCUGAAGGAAUAGAUCUAGAAAAUUGUGAUGCUUUGAUUAGACCUGGUAUUGUGCACAGAUUGGACAAAGGGACAAGUGGCCUUCUUGUUGUAGCCAAGGAUGACCAUUCACAUUCCCACCUAGCUGAACAGUUCAAACAACAUACCAUCCACAGAGUGUACAUCAGUCUUACUUCUGGCAUCCCUAACCCAAGUUCUGGAAGAAUAGAGGUGCCAAUAGCACGCGAUUCUAAUAACAGGAUCCGAAUGGCUGCUGUGUCUGGUUUAAACAACAGUAGGCAUGCACGCUAUGCUGCUAGUAGGUACAAAGUAAUUGAGGAUUUUGCUCGUGGGGGAGCUGCAAUGGUGCAAUGGAGAUUGGAAACUGGACGCACACAUCAGAUCCGCGCACAUGCAAAGUACCUUGGGAUUCCCUUAUUAGGCGAUGAAGUUUAUGGAGGCACAAAAAGCAUGGCGUUGUCGCUUCUUCGACCAAGAAUACCAUCUUCUCUCCAUGGUCACCUCACAAACAUUUUGUCGAAGUUAGAGAGGCCGUGCCUCCAUGCUUUCUCACUAGGAUUUAAGCAUCCUCACACAGGUGAAUUCCUACGGUUUUCAUGCCCUCCACCUGAAGAUUUUUCUGAGAUCUGGUGGAAGCACUGAAAUGCGAGAAUAUCACGUUGAAUUGUGUUCAUCAACAGCAAUUUGAAGCUGAUGAACGGGAAGAUCUGCUAGCAAUCUUUGUGAGACAAAAAGGAGAAAAAGAUAGCUGGAGUUUUGGUAGUUGCAGAACACCAGCACUAGGAUCGUCUUCCUUUUUUUCUUCCUCUCCUCUAAUUGGCGUUUGCACUGGUCGGAACUCAAACUAUUUUAUUCUGUGCCAUAAAUAAACUAAGAUGAUGACAGGAUGUACGAAAUUCUUGAGUUUUCCUGGGGAGAGCACAUACUUAUCCUUCGUCUGUCAUGA
This is a messenger RNA of Zingiber officinale, 1639 nucleotides long. Its product is annotated as RNA pseudouridine synthase 2, chloroplastic-like. The transcript is spliced from 8 exons. The record is from RefSeq and is a predicted model, not a curated record. Lineage: Eukaryota; Viridiplantae; Streptophyta; Magnoliopsida; Zingiberales; Zingiberaceae. The coding region runs from base 43 to 1335 and encodes 430 amino acids. Gene Ontology annotation, biological process: pseudouridine synthesis. Gene Ontology annotation, molecular function: RNA binding; pseudouridine synthase activity.